CACACCAACAGGACACACCCCUCUGCCGCAAAAAUACACACCAUCAAAGUAGUGAAGCAAACACACACACAGCACAUGCACAUAACUUGUGUAUACCUCUGUACACACGUUAUGUACACUCUGCACAUCACACAUCGCACACACAAACAAAACUACAGUUAUAACAUUUGUUUUGUUGACAUUUCAGAUGAAUAUACCUUUUUUUCCAGACAAAUGAAACAUGCACAGCAAAAAUGUUGUGUGCAGGAAUCAUUUGGUCCAAUAACGUUACUAGUAUCUUGUGGAUACCAUGAUCGCACAUAUAAACAAUGUAAAACAUAUAUAUUUCUAAUGUUCUACAAUAAAUGUGAAUUUCCACGAAAAGGGUUGUAAAAGUUUCCGGAUUUCACAACCCUCCACAGACACAAACCUGACAAGUUGGCAAUAUAUAAACACAAGAAGUGUGCUUGGAAAUGUGGGAGUUUUUGUUCCUGCCUCAUAUGUUCAGGAAUUACACUUAAUUACAGUAAAGUAAACUAGAGUUUCUUAACCCUGCACACACAUACAAUGUCAUCAACAGAGUUAUCAACAGAACUUUGAGUGACAUAGUCCUCUCUGUCGCCAGCCCCCUUUAUAACCCUGGGUGUGGGGACAGUAUAAAGAGGAGCACUCGAGCUACGCAGAACAGUCCGUUCUUUAAGACUACUCAGAACAUUCUAGUCUUUUGCAGAAUAUAUAAUAAGAAUGAAUGAAGUUCUAGCCUUACUACUGCUGUCUCUGUGCUGCGGCCUGUCCACGGGACUGGGCGAUAAUCGGGACAGUGAGGGGUACCUGGGGACUGGGGCUAGUCUAGCUGUCUGUCUGCCCGACACCUGUGCCUUGUUCAGGGAACUUGCAGCCAUGAAAGAGAGACUAGGAACCAUGGACCAGACGCAGGCUGCCCUGAAGGAAAGUUUUGGGGCCAUGGGACAGAAACUGGGAGCUGUGGAGACCAAGCUACAGGGCAGUGAGAGUCAGGUGGAGGAGCUGAAGAAAGUGAAUACAGCUCAAGAGGAAGAACUGAAAGCCUUGAAGAAGAGCUUAUCAACUGCCCAGCCAAAGGUGGCCUUCUCUGCAGCUCUCAGAGACUCUGGCGGUGGGCAUAUUGGACCCUUCACAACCAAUACCCCUUUACAGUACAAAAGAGUCUUCUCCAACACCGGCAGUAGCUACAAUCCUGCUACAGGCAUCUUCACAGCCAUGGUCAGAGGGAUGUACUGCUUCCGCUACUCCAUGUACAGCAACAACUCUGGCCGUCCCAACUCUGUCGUGUCUCUGAUGAAGAACAGUGAGAUGCUGGUUACUACGUGGAACACUGAUGACAGUAUGAAUGUCCACGAAAGCGCUAGCAACGCAGCGGUAGUGCAACUGGAGGUGGGAGACGGUGUGUACAUCCAGCUCUGGGCUAACCGGGUCCUCUAUGACGACCGUAAUAACUACAACACCUUUACUGGGUUCCUACUGUUCACUGUGUAACAAGACCAGUUGAUUUAACUGAGGUUUUGUAAAAAUGUGAAUUGAUUGACAAGAUAUUAAUUUGGCCACACAGUAUAGGUUUUCAAAACAAAUACAUAAUAUCUGUAUGAGUGAAACAAAAUAAAAGUGAAUUGUCUUACUGUGUUUUAUCUGGUGGUUUUCUGGCC
This is a messenger RNA of Oncorhynchus mykiss (rainbow trout), 1661 nucleotides long. Its product is annotated as complement C1q-like protein 2. NCBI's taxonomy places the organism in Eukaryota, Metazoa, Chordata, Actinopteri, Salmoniformes, Salmonidae. The record is from RefSeq and is a predicted model, not a curated record. Gene Ontology annotation, molecular function: protein binding.